Molecule: messenger RNA, 2245 nt
Organism: Lates calcarifer (barramundi perch)
Lineage: Eukaryota; Metazoa; Chordata; Actinopteri; Centropomidae
Gene: rgs9a
Product: regulator of G protein signaling 9a
Exons: 17
Coding region: 27-1472 (481 amino acids)
Biological process (GO): regulation of G protein-coupled receptor signaling pathway; G protein-coupled receptor signaling pathway; intracellular signal transduction
Source: RefSeq, a predicted model, not a curated record
UAUUUGGUCUUCAUCUGCCUGCAAAUAUGACAAUUAGAACAGCCCGUCCGAACCGGGGACAACAUUUCCGGCCCCGUAUACAUUGCCUCAAAAAGCUGGAAGCCAUUGUGGUGGAGAUGCAGGACCCAAAAAGUGGAGUAAAGGGCUCGGAGCAGAAACUCAAUGUCACUGCCAUCCCACAUGUCAUCACUGGUAAAGACAUAAUUGCAUGGAUUGCCAACAAGAUGAAGACCACACCAGAAGAGUCUAAUGCCUUUGGCACCAUGUUAGUGGCCUAUGGCUACAUCUACCCCCUGCAGAACCACAAGAAACUGGUCAUGUGCAAUGACACCAGCCUCUACCGCUUCCAGACCCCGUAUUUCUGGCCAACACAGAAAUGGGUUGCAGAGGAUUCUGACUAUGCCAUUUACCUCGCCAAAAGGAACAUCCGUAAGAAAGGCAAGCUAGAACCCUACGAACAGGCACAUUACAACCACCUCCACGAAUGGCUGAACCACAAGUGGGACUUUAUUGUGAUGCAGGCCACGGAACAGUACAAGGCUGGUAAGGAGAGGAAGAAGCCGGAUCGUGUGGUAUUUGACUGCCAGGAGAGGGCUUACUGGAUACUGAACAGGCCUCCGCGUCGUACCCACAGUGCUUUGGACUGUGGUCCAGAACGUCUUAUUGAUCCCAAUGAAGAUGAGAAAAUCAGCUUUGACCAAUACAGACGUAUGAACAUGUUCUAUCAACAAGCCAUCAUGAGGUCAAAGGUCAAAUCUAGCGUGUCCCUUGGAGCACUGGUCAAGUACAUCACAACCUACAAAAACCACGACCCAUUCCUGGCUCCAUGUCUACCCAGCAACCCCUGGCAAACAGACAACGACACAUACUGGACCCUCAACAUGAGAAGAGUUGACGUCCCCACUAAGAUGAGAGUGGAGCGCUGGUCCUUCAGCUUGUUUGAGCUCCUGACCGACCUGCGAGGCCGAGACGAUUUCAAGAUCUUCCUCAAGAAGGAGUUCAGUGGGGAGAACUUGGCUUUUUGGGAAGCAGCUGAAGAACUGAAGUGGGGCACUGCAUCUUCCAUGUCAGCAAAAGCUGAGACCAUCUUCAAGACCUUCCUGGCCCCAGGUGCCCCCCGCUGGAUCAACAUUGAUGGCAGGACGAUGGGUCUGACAGUGAAAGGCCUGGAGCAUCCUCACCGCUACGUGCUGGAAGCAGCUCAGACACACGUCUUCCUGCUCAUGAAAAAGGAUACUUUCUUCCGUUACCUCAAGUCACCGGUGUACAAAGACAUCCAGAAGAAGGCACUGAACCCUGAACCUCAUAACUUCAGUCCGGCCCAGCUGGAGCAAAAUGCUCAGAACCGAAGCCCGGGCAUCCAUCCCAUAAUCCUCUGGCAGCAGGAGGAGGAAGAAAAGGCAAAGGCUGCCGCUGCCUCCGCUCCUGUCGACGUCAAGGCCAUGAUGAGCAAAAUAGACAGGAAGAAGUAAAAGUGUAGAGUGGAGGUGUGAGUGUGUGAUUGUGUGUGUAUGCAGGGUUUUGCAGUACUUGUCAUGUGACACACACCAUAUCAGCACAGGUACCAGCUGCUCCUCACAAUCAUCCCAGUAAGUGUUGAUCUGUUUUAGAAAAUUAUCAAACAUGAGAAAUGGAGUUUUCAUUGAUAUGUAUUUGAAAGAUAAGAGGAGGAUCAGAGGGGAUAUAUCACAUGCCAUAGAGACUGCUUUUUUAAAAGUGAUGCAUUAUUUCCAGAUCUAUGUUGUGUUCUGUACAAAUCACAUUAAUGUCAAAAUUUGUAUCAAUUCAAAUCGAUUUCAUUGUAAAUAUUUAAAAUAAAGAUUAUUAUUAUUAUUAUUAUCAGUAAAUUAGACGCUUUGUCCAAAGCCAAGCCUAUUGUCUAAUAUCUGAUUUUCACUAGAGCCAAUUAAACUGCUUUUUAUGUGCUGACUGUGUGAUAGUUAUGUUUUCCAUGUAUAUUAGUCCAUACAACAAGUUAUUGUAUUGUAGCUUUAGUUGCUGCAGUAUGUAUGUAAACAGAAUCACUGUGGCUGUCUACAAGACAGACUGAUUUUUACUAAACUGUCUGUACCUGCUACAAACUGUCAGAUCAGUUCUCAUUAAAAUGCACAACAGUGUGAGUACAUUCGAGUUUAAGAGAAUUCCAUGUGGAUAUUUGUACAGUAUGUAAAUCUUACUGCCUGAGUUUAAUAAAUGAGGUCAAGUUAAAUCAGACUUCAUAUCAUUUUGUGUGUGUAUGUGUGUG